CUGUCCUGCUUGCGCAUCAUGGCGGCGCUCAGCUGGUAGUGACUAGUGACUUGUCCGAUGAUACUCAGUGAGAGAUAUGUGACGUCUAGUGCGUGACGGCCGAUAUCUCGAUCGUGUUAGCCGAGCUUGACAUCCAGCUUGAUUUUCUGACGAAUGUCAUCGCGUGACAGUGAACAAUGGGCUAUAACGAGCAGCGAUCUAGCCAUUAAAAUGACAACGAGCAAACGAGCGUCGAACGUUGUUACGCUGCACAGGCUCCUGUAAAUUUGCGCGGUGGGGAAAUCGAGAUCGAAGGAUCUUGCACGGAUGCGACACGAAAGCGACGAACAAAGCUGAUAGCAGACAUGGGCAAUUGCUUGAAGCGCGCGGGCGGCAAUCAACAGGACAAUACGACUUUGCUGAGCAACAAUCCCGAGCCCAACGUAUCCACCAGUGGAUCUUCGCAGGAGGGCCUUGGACCACCGAUUCCCUACAACCAAGCAACUUAUUAUCCAUCAAUUGCAACAAGGGAACGUCACUUGCAGUCCACCAACUUGAACAUUGGUCGUGGGAUUGGAGUCAAUUUAGUGCAGAGUAGUGGCUCGGGUGGUUUGAGCGAAGAGGAACAACAGGUGAGGAUCGCCAAGCGUAUUGGACUGAUACAGCACCUGCCGAUGCGAGAAUACGAUGGUGCGAAGAAAGGCGAGUGCGUGAUAUGCAUGAUGGAGCUGCUGGUAGGCGAAGAGGUCCGUUAUCUACCCUGCAUGCACACCUACCACGCGAUCUGCAUCGAUGAUUGGUUGCUGCGCUCAUUGACUUGUCCAUCAUGCAUGGAGCCGGUGGAUGCGGCGCUAAUUAGCUCAUAUCAUCCGACUACUUAAUACCAGAGUGACUGAAAUUUUAUUUGGUUCGGCCGAUCGGCGAAUCGGAAUUAAAUUAUCAGGCUAAACGUGUGAAGCAAGCGAGAGAGAGAGAGAGAAAGCGAGAAAAAAAGAAAGAAGGGAAAAAGAAACUCGCUACUUUUACUAGAGCAUAUUAAAGGCUUCAAGGUUAGUAGAGAGAUCGUGUGUUAAUGGCCUGACUAUAUUUCGCCGUUACACUCGAUUUAUACAUGCGUGCUGUUUAAUAAUAAUCUCUUUAUCUCAAUACACACCUAUUACAUCUGCAAAAGCGGAUUUUUUUUUAGAUCGUUUCCUGCGAUAUAAAGGAAAGUGAAAGUUUUAUUUCAAUUAUAUAUAUACAUAUAUAUAUAUAUAAUAUAAUAUAUAAAUUCUAUGGAAACACAUCACAUCCCAAAUCCUUUUCCUCGUAGUGAGUUAAUCGCUUGUACAUUAAUUUCUUAUAUUAAACGAAACAGAGAAGAGAGAAAAAGAGAAAGGGUUAAACAAAGUGAAUUGAUAUAAGAGUGCAAUAAAGGAGUUCAGCACGUGCGUACACAUACAUAUAUUAAAAUAUACAAAAUCUUAUUUUAUUUUUAACAGUCAAAUGUCUGGAAAUUGCAGUUUUAGAUAAAAAUAUAUCUUUCAGAUAUUUGACUAUCAAAAAUAAAAGAAA
This is a messenger RNA of Nylanderia fulva, 1533 nucleotides long. RefSeq names its product Ring finger protein 11 (gene Rnf11). Gene Ontology annotation, molecular function: ubiquitin protein ligase activity. Gene Ontology annotation, biological process: ubiquitin-dependent protein catabolic process. Gene Ontology annotation, cellular component: ubiquitin ligase complex. The record is from RefSeq and is a predicted model, not a curated record. Lineage: Eukaryota; Metazoa; Arthropoda; Insecta; Hymenoptera; Formicidae.